Macrosiphum euphorbiae (potato aphid) is the source of this 471-nucleotide messenger RNA. Lineage: Eukaryota; Metazoa; Arthropoda; Insecta; Hemiptera; Aphididae. The record is from the annotation of a GenBank genome assembly.
AUGGCUUUUAACGUCCUCUUCGCUACCGCUGUCCUGUGUCUGACGGCUCUGUCCCUUUCCGUCGCAUUCGCGGAAGAAAUUAAACCGAUAGACGAGCCUUGUCUGGGAUGCCUUUGCGAAGCCAACGGCGAGUGUUCGCCCCACAUGAAGUGCAGAGGAGAGGUGUGCGGUAUGUUCGGUAUAACGUGGGCGUAUUGGUCUGAUUCGGGAAGACCGGUUAUACAAGGAAGUCAACCAACCGACUCGGACGCGUACCAGAAAUGUGCCAACGAUGCUACAUGCGCCAGAACAUCAGUAAUAGGUUACAUGAAGAGAUUCGCUCAGGACUGCAACAACGACGGAGUCGUCGACUGCUACGAUUACGCGGCCAUCCACAAGAUGGGAGGUUUCGGAUGUAAAUCACACCUACCCCAUGAUUACCAGAUACGAUUUAAGGCUUGCCAACUCAGUCUUAAAGAACUAUCGGGAUAA